AUGAUCAAGUUGCUCUUGGUUGGCGUGCUUCUCGUCGUGUCUGGAUCGGGGCUGGUAGAGGCUGCUGCUAAUUGUACCGUCAGUCAAAAGGUGGAUUGUGGCUACAGCGGUAUCAACCAACAGGGCUGCCAGGCCAAGGGCUGCUGCUGGCAACCCGUCAAUCCUAAUCCCUCCAACCUGCCGUGGUGUUUUUUCCCGGCUGGUGGUCCUGCUCCGCCGUCGCCUCCAGCCCCUCCGUCGCCGCCUGCUCCGCCGGGCCCUACGCCCCCUCCUCCACCCCCGCCCCCGGUGCCCCCGGCCCCCGGCCCGGAUCCAUUGCCUGGCUGCCAGACGUACAACGACAACCAGUGUUCGGGCAACAACAUCACCACUCCUGAUGAGUUCGAGCAACGCCGCUGGGUGACCCCGCCCCGCAAUAGCUCCUUUUAUCAGCCCGGCUACCAAGACUACGAUCGCCUUGUCGGUGCUGCUCACAUCGUCUACACUGACACAUCUUAUCAAAAGGCAACCGUCACCAUCCGCUACCUCCAUCGCGAUCCCAGCGCCACCGUCGUCCUGUACGUCAAUGGAUCCAAGACCAGCAACCUUACUUUUGCCGCGGACGCGACUCGCUACACCACUCCGCUCGAGCUUCGUCUCGAAGCAAGUGACGGUGCUGUCCUUCGCCUCGAGCCUCUGGAUUUCCGCUGGAACAAUGCCCCUCUGCCUUCGCUCGCCGGAGACUACCGCAAUGGCCAGAAAGGCGCCAUUGUGGAGUUCUUCGGUUGGCCCCACCAAGCUAUCGAACAAGAAUGUGCAUUCCUUGCCAAGGCCGGAUACGCUGGUGCCAAGGUCUUCCCGCCACAAGAGCAGGUUAUGAGCUCUCAACCCUUCCAAAAUGACCUGAACCCGUGGUACUUUAUGUACCAACCCGUCUCGUACCGCUUGCAGGGUCGAAUGGGUAGCCGUGACGAUCUGCGGAGUCUGAUUACAACAUGUCGUCGUAUGGGGGUGCGACUCUACGCCGAUGCCGUCGUCAAUCACAUGACGGGUGGCGGCAAUGAUGCUUGGCCCACCCAUCGCAGUGCCAGCGGCAGCAGUUGUACAUACUGGCCCGCCAAAACCUCCUCCGCCUCUGAUCCGAGUCCUUACUAUACUCAGGACUUUAAUUACUUUCAUAGCAACAACACCAACUUGCCGCCCUCGCAAGAGUUUCCAGCCGCGAUGUAUGGCCCGACCGACUUUCAUUGCGAGCGGGCGCUGAACUCCUGGACCGACCCUUUGGACCUCAACGCCGGCUGGUUGACAGGUCUCACUGAUCUCAACACGGAGCGGGACAACGUGCAAGAACGCAUUGCCGACUACAUGACCGACUUGCUGUCCAUUGGCUUCAGCGGCUUUCGUGUCGACGCUGCAAAGCACAUCCAGCCUCCCGACCUGGCGGCCAUCUUUGCCAAACUUGCGCGCAACAUGGGUGGUGCUUUGCCCGAUGACUUUGUUGCUUGGCUUGAGAUUCUUCUUGGAGGCGAGAGCGAUAUGCUAAUGUGCGAUCCCAGCUCGGGCUACAACUAUGGCGCUGGUCUUGUUGAUGCCCUGCGUGCGCAGGGCCUCAGUGAUACGGACAUUGACAAGGUGUGUACGUGGCUGCCGUCUCUCAUGCACGCAGAACUCAAGCAGAUCAAAAUUUGGAAUUCGGGCUAUCCCAAAGAGCCGGAGUUGGGUACCUGUACCAUCAACAAGACACGAUCUGCCAUCCAAAACGAUGAUGCCGACCAGCAAAAUCCGGGUUCAACCUCCCGUGAUAUGGGCAGUGCAGGCUGCGUUUUGAUCAAGGAUUGUGAAAAUGCCGACCAGCAUCGCCAAUUUGAAGUCGAGCUCUUCAACAGUCCACCCGGUGCGGAUGACAAUGACAACGAUUACCCAUUGCGCAUGGUUCUUUCCUCCUUUUGGUGGUACAACAACUCCGAGGGCAUUCCCGACGGUAAAUCAGACUGCAGUCUCUGCACCACCACUUGCGAUGGAUGCCGCAGCGUUCCGUACAUGCCUGCCUAUAACAAUGCCUCCGUGGGCUACGAUCAAUCCGGCUACACCCGUGUGCACCGUGAUGCCAGCAUUAUUGCGGCCAUGCGCGCCUGGAUGCAUUUGAACUGA
Molecule: messenger RNA, 2130 nt
Organism: Monosiga brevicollis MX1
Lineage: Eukaryota; Choanoflagellata; Craspedida; Salpingoecidae
Exons: 9
Coding region: 1-2130 (709 amino acids)
Biological process (GO): carbohydrate metabolic process
Molecular function (GO): cation binding; alpha-amylase activity
Source: RefSeq, a predicted model, not a curated record